This is a messenger RNA of Phytophthora sojae, 623 nucleotides long. RefSeq lists its product as hypothetical. Gene Ontology annotation, cellular component: cytosolic small ribosomal subunit; ribosome. Gene Ontology annotation, biological process: ribosomal small subunit assembly; translation. NCBI's taxonomy places the organism in Eukaryota, Oomycota, Peronosporomycetes, Peronosporales, Peronosporaceae. The record is from RefSeq and is a predicted model, not a curated record. The coding region runs from base 79 to 327 and encodes 82 amino acids. The transcript has 2 exons. Gene Ontology annotation, molecular function: structural constituent of ribosome; RNA binding.
CGAGCUUCCGCAGCGCACCCGAGCCAAGGCAAAACCACUCGCCUUCUUCCUUUCUUCGUGACCCAGAACAGCGCAAUCAUGUCUCGUGACCUUCUGCACCCGUCCGCCGCCGAGGAGGCCUCCAAGCACAAGCUUCGCCGCCUCGUACAGGCCCCCAACUCGUACUUCAUGGACGUCAAGUGCCCUGGCUGCUUCAACAUCACGACCGUGUUCUCACACGCCCAGACCGUCGUGCUGUGCGGCUCGUGCUCGGUGAUGCUCUGCCAGCCUACGGGCGGUAAGGCUCGCCUCACGGACGGCUGCCAGUACCGCAAGAAGACGGAGUAAGUUUAUUCGUGGACCACUCAGGAGCCGCCCCCGCCUGCGAUGGCGGGGAGCAGCAACUAGACGCUCGACGACGCAGGGACGGAGAAAGAACCAAGCAAGAAAGCAAGUUGGCCACGCCCGCUCGGACCUUUUCAGCUCGCACGCCCACUCGCUUCGGCUCGCUCGGGGACUCGAUGUGUCUGUGGAGGAGAGGAAGCCGCUCAGUCUUUUUUGGCUGGAUGGAUCGGGUUGGCACGCUGCAUCUUGAGCAAGGAGGUAGCUGCUAACGUGAAUCGAGGGACGUAAGAGUUGAUUAU